Zingiber officinale is the source of this 3341-nucleotide messenger RNA. Its product is annotated as synaptonemal complex protein ZEP1-like. The coding region runs from base 273 to 2900 and encodes 875 amino acids. The transcript has 19 exons. Gene Ontology annotation, biological process: reciprocal meiotic recombination. The record is from RefSeq and is a predicted model, not a curated record. NCBI's taxonomy places the organism in Eukaryota, Viridiplantae, Streptophyta, Magnoliopsida, Zingiberales, Zingiberaceae.
CACUAAUUCGAAACGGUCACAUUUCUUCUCCUGCUUCUCCACUCUCUUCGCUCGCAGCUCUCAUCGCUUCCCCGCGACGAACGAAAUUUCAAGGGUUUCUCUUCUCAAAUCACCGAGAUAUCUGCGGUUUCAAGGCCAAACGAUCAGAUCAUCUUCUCUUCGUUCCGCUUCUGCCUAACCCUCGAGGUCUAAUCGCGAACUCUCCUUCCUAGAUUGACGACAUCGACUCGUGACCUUAGGGUUUCGCCGCGAAGUCUCAUCGCGUAAGCUUGAUGAAGAGCCUAGGGCUGUCUUCGUUGAAGAGUUUAGAGAACUUUCGAUCCUUGGCCGGAUCACUUGCAGGAUCCGCAAGGGCUCCUGCUGUCUCCAAUCCCAGGGGUUCUUCUGAUUCGACCUCUUACGGUAGCUUUGUGAAUUUGAAGCUAACUGCGGAAAAGUUGGUCAAAGAUCAGGCUUCCGUCAAAACUGACCUUGAAUUGGCGCAAACAAAACUGAGGAAGGCAUCAGAUCAGAUACAUGUGCUAGAAACCAAAUUGCAACAAUCAUUAAACGAGAAUGCAAAGCUUAAAGUAAAGCAAAAAGAAGACACAAAGCUCUGGGGUGGAUUAGACUCUAAGCUCUCUUCAACCAAUACAAUAUGUGAUCAAUUAACUGAAACUCUGCAACACUUGGCUGAUCAAACAUGUGCAGCUGAAGAGACUAAGGGAUUCUUUGAAGGAAAGCUUGAGAACACUUCAAAAGCUCUUGAUGAAUUUGAUAAAAUUUUGAAUGAUUUAUCAGCAAAGUUAGAGAGCGCAAACACUAAGAUAGUCACAGGGAAACAAGAGAUUUUGGAGCUUAAGCAUGAGAAAGAGGAAGUUGAAAAAUGCUUUCAAGACCAUCGUGAUGCAACCAAGAAUGCCAUGCUGGAAAAAGAUGUUGGAAUCAAAGAACUACAUGGGAUAAUUGAAGACAAAGUGGCUAACUUGAAGUCUCUAGAGGCUCAAUUAGAAGAGAUGGUUAAUGAAUUGAAUUCGAAGGAAGAUACCUGCAGAUGCUUGAGAACUACUAUUACUAACUUGGAAAAGGAAAAGAGUUCUCUCCAAAGUGCCAACAUAGAUUUUGCACAAACAAUAGAGAAAUCAUCACAGGAUCUUGCAGAACUUAGAGAGCUACUUAAUGGUUUAGUUACUAUGAUAGCUAAACUACAUACUGAGAGUGCAUCUCUCACAAAUCAGAUUUCUAUGUUAUUCUCUUCAAUUGGAGUUUAUUGUGAUUUGGUUAACAAGAAGGAGAAGUUAACAUGUGAGCGUGCUCAGUACAAGUUUGAUAAGCUACAUGAGGAAUUUAAAAAGUGCAGAUCAGAGAAUGACACUGUCAAAUUUAACAAUCAAGAGCAAAAAGAUCAAAUUUUGGAGCUGCAGAAAGCCCAAGAAUUUUCCAUUGUACAACAUGCAGAUGAGUGUCGAUUGGCAGAAGCAAAUAUCAGGGACUUGGAAACUAAAAUUAAGGAUCUUCUUUCAAAUAAGAGUAGUUCAGAAAAACUGACUAAAGAACUCAUGGAGAAAAUCAAGGAUUUAUCACAAUCUAAUGCCAUUUCUGAGGCAAAGGGGAAAAAUUUGUCGGAGAAUAUUUCCCGUUUAGAGGCACAGAAUCGUGACUUACUGGAUCAGCUGCAGUUGGUGGCAGAGGACGGAGCUAAAGAGUCAGAAGCUCUUAAGAAUGAGAUUUCUAAGCACAAUCAUACGAUUACUUCACUUAAAAGUGAUCUCAGUCAGCUGCAUAAAGUUCUAGACGAGAAGGAACAACUUCUUACAAGUUUUAUGGAGAGAGAAAAACAAUUGGAAGAGCAAAAAGCUGAGGUUCAAGAAUCUCUAGUUUCAGCAGAAAUCAAGCUAAGUGAAGCAAAAAAACAGUAUGAUUUGAUGCUUGAAGGAAAGAAGCUGGAGUUAUCAAAGCAUUUGAAAGAUCUAUCUCUAAAAAAUGACCAGGCAAUCAGUGAUAUCCGGAAGAACUGUGAGAUGGAAAAGUUGGAUGUUGCUAUGGCUGAAAAGGAGAAGGCAGACAAGAUUAUUAAGGAAACAGAAAGAAGAUGCAAUGAAAAAAUUACAGAAAAUAAAGAAGAAUCACAACAAUGCUUAAUGCGUGUUAAGGAGGAGCAUGCUGCAAUGGUAAGUCAAAUGGAGAAAAAUUUUGAGGAGAAGGAAUCAAAACUUCUGCUUCAACAAAGGGAAGAUCUAAAAAGAGUACAGCUACAGGCCGAAAAUGAACUGAGGGAGAGAAUUUCAUCAUUGAGGAAAGAGCAUGAGUUUCAAAUAAAAGCAAUGAUGUUGCAGCAUGAAGAUGAAUCCAAAAAAUUGCAAGAAGAAUUGGAACUGCAGAAAUCAAGGGAAGAAAAGCAGAGAACAUUGUUACAAUUGCAGUGGAAAGUAAUGAGUGAAAAUCAACAAGUUGACCAGGAAGCAAACUCUAAAAAGGAAUUCUCUGUUUCAUCAAUAAAGCUGAUGGAGCCGUCUGUUAGGAAAGAACAUAAGCAUGCACUAACAAGUCCAGAAAGCAGAAGGAAGGAUUUGAGUUUGUCAGGAGUGAUGCGGACACCCAUGAGUAGCAUAAUGAAGAAAGUAGAGAAGCCUUCACGCAAUAUUCCUAAGCACAGGAGGAAGGUGACCCGCCAUGAAUAUGAAAUUGAGACCUCAAAUGGGACAACUGUUACGAAGCGCAGAAAGACAAAGAGCACAGUCAUGUUUGGGGAGCCAAAUAGUCAGAGGCUGUUUCACCCCCAGCCCCUUAAUGCUGUCCAUGACACAACAAAGAUUAAGGAGGUAAGCGGGGGAAACCAUCCGAAUGCAACAAAUAUUGGUGACUUGUUCUCAGAGGGCUCCUUGAAUCCUUAUGCUGACGAUCCAUACGCAUUUGACUAAAAUGUCAAGUCUGAUGUUUUUUUUGGUCUAUGUUUCGAUGCUAGCAAUGCCCAAGCAAUUGAGUCGAAGUCCUGGAUGAAGGGUCAGACUGUCUCAUAGACUGCAAGCACUUCCUUGGAAGCUGCACAUCGAGGUCAUUACAAACAUCCGACCUUUUCUUUUAUCAUUUGUGGUCUUUACCCUCUUCAUCCAACAGAGAUAUUCAGUUGCUCUAGAAAUAGUUGAUACCUUAAAUGACUAACCCUGGUAAAAAAUUUGUGAAGAGCAAGUGCAAGAGGACACAGGUAAAAACAAGGCUCUUAUCUCCUUUUCUUUUCUAAUCCUUACAUGUUUUGCAUUUCUUGCAUUCCCCACACGAUAUGCUCAAAUACCUAUAAGUGAUGGAUACUUGGAAACUUGUGCUGUGAAUCUCUGUAUUUCAAGUGCGCCUCGGAAGGAUGG